Molecule: messenger RNA, 417 nt
Organism: Polistes canadensis
Lineage: Eukaryota; Metazoa; Arthropoda; Insecta; Hymenoptera; Vespidae
Exons: 1
Coding region: 1-417 (138 amino acids)
Source: RefSeq, a predicted model, not a curated record
AUGACAUAUCAAAUGGCCAGAAAAUACACGGUGAAAUCUAGUUCGCGUAGAUGGCCCCUCCAAAUAUUUUUUAACAUUUUAGAUUUGGCUGCAAUAAAUGCUUGGAUCCUGUAUAAAGAAGUGACCCGAAUACAAAUAGAACGAAAACAGUUCCUAUUUAAAUUAGCAGAACAGCUUUCCGUCAAUUACACAACCGAAAGACAGAAAAAUUCAUCACAACAGGAAAACUCAGAAGUAUCAACUGCAACAUCUUCAAGUACCAGAGAUUCAACCAAACGAAAAAUUUGUCAAAUACGACUUUGCCACAACAACAAAACAAAUAAUGUUUGUCAAAAAUGUCAAAAGUAUGUUUGUGGACGAUGUACAUCCAAAAUGAUUUGCACUGUCAUUUGCUUGAAAUAUCCAGAUAAUGUAUAA